Messenger RNA from Mizuhopecten yessoensis (Yesso scallop), 1340 nucleotides. RefSeq names its product allograft inflammatory factor 1-like. The record is from RefSeq and is a predicted model, not a curated record. Gene Ontology annotation, biological process: ruffle assembly; actin filament bundle assembly. Gene Ontology annotation, cellular component: actin filament; ruffle membrane. Bases 240 to 701 code for a protein of 153 amino acids. The transcript has 6 exons. Gene Ontology annotation, molecular function: actin filament binding; calcium ion binding. NCBI's taxonomy places the organism in Eukaryota, Metazoa, Mollusca, Bivalvia, Pectinida, Pectinidae.
UGAUUUUAUUGAUACAAAGAAUCGAUAUAUACAUUCUGAGAUGACUUACUUAUACAUAUACCAUACUUUAAGUCACGUGACCGGUCGUCAGUGUUGGCUACAACAGGAAGUAAACCAUACGUAUGUGUGUGUAUAUAUAUGCUUGUGUACAUAGGUUUAUUGCAUUAGCUGUAUAGCAUCGGACCUACAUACCAGUGUACAUUCGGAAAAGUACAUAUAGCAUUAACAGUUGAUUCAACAUGCCAGGCCAAAACGGACAACUGGAUUUACACAACAAACAAGGUGGGAAAUUAUUUGGACAACUUAAAAGCAAGCAAGAUGAGGAACUAACAUCGAUAAAUCAGACCUACCUAGAUGAUGAUGCGUUACAGGAGAUAGAAGAGUUACCUGAACAACUCAACAAGUACAAAGAUCAAUUCAUGGAGUUUGAUUUGGACAACUCUGGCGAUAUUGACAUUAUGGAGCUGAAGCAGAUGAUGGAGAAGCUGAAUUGCGCUAAGACUCAUCUGGAGCUGAAGAAGAUGAUAGCAGAGGUGGACACGACUGGAUCAGGAACUAUUUCGUACAAAGAGUUCCUCGAUAUGAUGUUGGGUACAAAAUCAACUGUCCUCAAACUCAUUUUGAAAUUCGAAGAAAAGAUGCGCGAGAAGGAAAGGCCUAAAGGACUACCUCCCAAACGUGAUCUGAGCAGUCUGCCAUGAACAUACCAUCAUACUGAGUUAAAACUGAUAUAGAUGGGGACUUUUUGGAACGUAAUGGUCGAAGUUGUGUCAGACAGUGUGUGAGGUUGUGUAACUAGUUAAAUGAAAGCUAGUAGAGGAUGAAUUAGAGAUAAAAGGAUGACUCCGGCAUGAAUGACGGCGCGUUUUCUUUUUUAUUUGUUCCUUUCAUUGUUUAACAACUAAAAAUGCCAUAUAUGUAUUUGUAUCACAAUAUUAUACAUGUAUUUGUCCAUUUGAAAUGAAGGCCUUUAAAUAAGUAGCUCUUUAACGUCUUCCAAGAUAUAAAGGAAAUAAGGCCACAGAGAUUUGAUAUAUUGUCAAUUGAAACUGUGAUGUCUAUCAUUUUUUUGGUGGGAAAAAAUAGUUCUUGUUCAUAGUGUACAAUUAUCAAUUAAUCGUCAUAUAUAACAAAUGGUACAGUUUGUUAAUUGAGCAAGACAUUAACUUUACAUUCCAGUAAGUAAGUCACAGUUACAGACCAGUACUUAGAGUGUUAAUUGUUUUUACUAUCAUUGUCCGAUUCUUUCAUCACCUCCGUUAAACACUUGCAUUCAUAAUCAUUGUUAAUUUUAUGUUCGAUAUAGCUAUGCAAUGACUUAUUAAAGUGCAAUUACUACA